Messenger RNA from Rhagoletis pomonella (apple maggot), 2915 nucleotides. RefSeq lists its product as uncharacterized. Gene Ontology annotation, biological process: SCF-dependent proteasomal ubiquitin-dependent protein catabolic process. The coding region runs from base 56 to 2641 and encodes 861 amino acids. The record is from RefSeq and is a predicted model, not a curated record. Lineage: Eukaryota; Metazoa; Arthropoda; Insecta; Diptera; Tephritidae. The transcript is spliced from 6 exons. Gene Ontology annotation, cellular component: SCF ubiquitin ligase complex.
UUGAAAGCAUUGUGUUUAGUAUAUUUCACUUGUAAUCGCUCGAACUGAUAAGAAAAUGAUAUUAACGAAAUACGAUUUGCACGCGUUCAAGGAAGGAGAAUGUGAUACUAUCAUUUUAAGAAACUCCGACUUAAAGCAAAGUGAUGUUAAUAUAAUCGCUAAAAAAUUUUCGCGUUUAGCUUAUUUGGAUUUAUCUGACAACGGGGAAAUUGAUUCCGUUAAACUUAUUGACCCGGUAACAUUGUACCUUAGAAAUUGUACAAUUAUGCGCGAUAUAUACUGCCCGUAUGGCCGUAGAUAUCUGAAAACCCUAGACAUUGCCGGCUGUUCAAUUAAUCUUGAAGAACACCUCAUUAAACGUGCAUACCCAAGGCUAGAAAACUUGACUCUCAGCUGGAAGCCACGCAUUAAAUGGCACAGUGUACUUCGGAAAUUGGGAAGAUUACGGCGAUUGACUAUAGAAAGUGUUUGCACCCAUACCCAUAACCGCAUAUGCCCGCGUCUCUGCCGACAGGGUUGGACAAGUUUCGUAAUAGCACUUAUGAUGAGCGAAAAAAUAAAGACGAUUAAUUUCGGCGGACGUCUCGGCGAUGAAAACUUUGCUAAAUUAAAAAUGCUGCCGGACAGGGAGCUUGGAUUUCGUAUUUGGAACGGUGCUGCUAACUGCUUAUCCAAUUUAUAUACUCUAGAAAACUUAUACACACUCUAUCUGGAGCAUACGCAUAACGUAACGAAUGCAGAUUUGCUGGAACUGAUUACGAAUUGUCCAAACUUGAGGAAAAUCACACUUGAUCAUUGUGAUGGUGUGUCGAAUGAUUUCCUUUUCAGAGCAGCUGAGUUUUUGAAGGAACGCGAUAAGGACGAACCACUUAAACCCCGAUUGAAUUUGGAGUUGUGCGGCUGCGAUAACAUUACAGAAAAUAUACGAGAGGAUCCUCAAUAUGCCCGAGCAGAGUCCGCUAUGAGUUUAAUUUUAUUCUUCGACUGCAAACAUCCAACGAGUGACUACCGAAAUGACCUCAUCAUUCCCUACCCGGCACCAAAUGUACAACUAAGCAUUUACAUACUUUUCGAAAUCUUUGGAAGGCUUGAACGACCCCUACACAUGCAGCCGUUUGCAUCUGUUUGCAUCGAUUUUGAAAACGUUGCCAUCGAAGAAGAGCGACAUUUAAAAAUUGUUCAAUUCUUUAAAGCGAAAAUUGUGGACAAUAACAUGUACGAUACCUACCUGCAAAUCAUAGCUGAGGAUAAGAACUUUUUCGAAAAUCGUCAACCACCCAUUGCUAUGCAAUUGAAGUUAAAAUGUAAGGUGGUUGAGCUUGAAACAAUAUUUGAUGAUUUUCCCAAGAUUGAGCGAGUACAAUUGCUACAUUGUGUUAUUGAUGAGAAUAAGUUGCCCAAAAACAAGGAAAUCUCCAGCGUAAAGAAUUUAGAAAUAGUGGACGCAAACCCACUUUAUUUGUGGACAAAAUUGGUGGAGUACUUUCCGAAUAUCAACGAAAUAAAGUUGAAAAUCGCAUCAUUGAAUGAAGUAUUGAGUACUAAUUUGCUGAAUGAAGAGCCCAAAUUAAAGGGCGUUACAGCACUGGAUAACAUCACGCGCCUAACUAUCUCUGUUGGUAUCAAGGACGAUUAUGUAAAAUUAUUGGCGGAUCUACCGAAUUUGAAAAUAUUCUCUGUCCAAGAUAACGACCAAAUUACAGGCAAAUACAUUUCCGAACUGAAUAGAGUAGAGGAGCUGCAGCUAUAUCUUUGCGAAAAUUUAAACAAAUAUUAUUUGUCUGAUAUAUUAAGUUGCCUAGCCUUAAAAUCACUUGAUAUCAGAAAAUGUUUUUAUACAUCCGAAGAACAUUUAUCGUCGGUACACCUUACGAAUGAGAUGUAUUUAAAUUGCGAAACGCUCAGCAAAAUCAAAGUUGACUGGCAAAAUGAGGAAACAAUUAUGCUAAUACAAAUUAUUAGCACAUUAGUGGACCUUGAAGUGAGCGAUUUCAUGUAUUCUACAAUCAGCAGUGAUCAAACCGAUUUCGCAGAGCGAUUUUUUAUGACACUUGCCCAGCGUACAAAUAUUAAAAAGCUUACACUCGAAACUGGUGUGCUAAUUAGGCAUCUUAAUUAUUUGGCGCUUUUGCAACACCUAACACAUCUGCGCGUACGAUAUAGUCGUAAUUUUGUAGUGACACAGAACUUUUAUGAGACUAUUGGAAAACUAGUUAAUUUGGAAUAUUUGUAUUUGGAAAACUGUGAAGGUUUGUUACAUAUUGUAGAGAAAUGCACAAAUCUCAAAGAGGUGAGACUGAUUAAGAUAGAUGAUUUCUCUACCACUUUUAUUCGUGAUCUUGUCAAAGUGUUGAGGCAAGCACGCACCAAGGAGCAGCUUCCAUUAAAAUUAUAUAUCCUCAAUAAGAACAAACUUCCGGCUUUCAUGUACAGCGAGCUCAAAGGUGAUUACUCGCAGGAAACAAUUGUUCUUGGACAAGAGUAUGGUUUCGACGAACGAUCUACAGAAAGUAAUGAUGCUGAUGGUAUCGCUGAUAUUAAAGAUUACAUACAAAUUGUCAAUGUGAAAUUUGAAGGCGACCGGGCAAAUUCAUCAUUCGAUUACGAGGAAUUCAUGGAUGAAAUGACCACUUUUGAUUGAAACAUGUUAUUCGUUGAAGAAAACAAGCGAUCGCGAAAUGAAAAAGUGAAUCUAAAUAUUUUUGUAUAGUUUAAAGACUAGUUACCUACAUUGUAUAUAUACAUAUUUUUUAUGGGACAAUUCACGUCAAAUGACCCAAGCGCGCUGAGUGGUGCAAAACAAGAAUGGGAAAAAAUAUUUGAAAACUAUAAUUUUUUAUAUAUAAUGUACUGGUUCCCAUUUUUAUGGCGAAGAGUCGGAACGAUUUUUUUUUUAUUAUUCUCAAUAACGGUCU